UGGAACUUUCUGUCACCUUGACUAAAUCGGCACUUUUGCAAAAAUCCCGAGAUUCUUCUUCUUCUUCACCUCUGUCACCUUAACGAACUUUCCGGCGAAAAUUCCGAUGAAGAUCUCCACUAAAUCCUUCACCGGCGUUUGAUUUGACUACAGUAUCGAGGGAGAAACUGAUGAAAAUCUAAAAAUAGAAAGUCACAGUUCAAUCAAUUCUCGAAAAGCGCAAAUCAAGGAAACGAGAGAGAUGAUGAGUAAGCGAAACCCACGGAUCCUCAAGAUAAUCCUCUACAUGCUACUCCUCAACUCUCUCUUCCUCUGCAUCUACUUCGCUUUCCACUCUUCUUCCUCCUCUCCCGAGCCGCCGCCGCAUCACUCCCACCUCCCGUCGCGAUUCCGCGUCUCCGUCACCAACAACCAAUCCUCGAUCCAGAAGCCGUGGCCGAUCCUACCUUCCUACCUCCCCUGGACGCCGCCGCAGAAGGAUCUACCAACUCGCUCCUGCGAAGGCUACUUCGGGAACGGAUUCACCAAGAGAGUUGACUUCCUCAAACCGACGACGGCGGUUUCCGAAGGAAGCUGGUUCCGAUGCUUCUACAGCGAGACGCUGGAGAGCUCGAUUUGCGAGGGGAGGAAUCUGAGGAUGGUUCCGGAUCGGAUCGCGAUGUCGAAGGGAGGCGAGAAGCUGGAGGAAGUCAUGGGGAGGAACGAGGAGGUGGAGCUUCCGGAGUUUCGAGAAGGCGCGUUUGAGGUGGCGGAAGAUAAGAGAAACCGCCGCAUUGGUGGAGGCGGCGGCGGUGUUUCGCGGCGGUUAGUGAGUGAUGAGAUGUUGAAUGAGUAUAUUCAAGAAGGCGGCAUUGGUAGGCAUACGAUGAGAGGUUUGGUUGGUUCGAUUCGUGCCGUUGCCACUGAUGAUUUCGUUUGUGAAGAGUGGGUGGAGGAACCAACUCUGCUCGUUACUCGGUUCGAGUACGCGAAUAUGUUCCAUACCGUUACAGAUUGGUACAGCGCUUACGUUUCCUCUAGAGUCACCGGUUUGCCUAAUCGUCCCCACGUUGUUUUCAUCGAUGGACACUGCACGACGCAGCUAGAAGAAACAUGGAACGCUUUGUUUUCCGGAAUCAAAUACGCAAAGAACUUCACCAAACCGGUUUGUUUUCGUCACGCCGUUCUCUCACCGUUGGGAUACGAGACGGCUCUUUUCAAGGGCUUGUCUGGAGAGAUUGACUGCAACGGAGAAUCAGCUCACAAUCUCUGGCAAAGCCCUGACAACAAAAAAACCGCGAGGCUCUCGGAGUUUGGCGAAAUGAUCAGAUCAGCAUUCGGGUUCCCUGUGAACAGACACCGCUCAACAGAAAAACCGCUGUCGUCCUCAUCAUCAUCCCCUGUCCACAACGUUCUCUUUGUCCGCCGUGAGGAUUACUUAGCACACCCUCGUCACGGAGGUAAAGUCCAGUCUCGACUCAUCAACGAGGAAGAAGUGUUCGAGUCUUUGCGCCAGUGGGUUGCUUCUGGCUCCACCGGUCUGACGAAAUGCGGGAUUAACCUUGUGAACGGGUUGUUUGCGCACAUGUCGAUGAAAGAUCAAGUCCGAGCCAUCCAAGACGCGUCGGUGAUUAUAGGAGCUCACGGAGCGGGACUGACACACAUUGUGUCUGCAACACCAAACACAACGAUCUUUGAGAUCAUAAGCGUAGAGUUUCGGAGGCCGCACUUCGAGCUUAUAGCUAAGUGGAAAGGUUUGGAGUAUCAUCCGAUGCAUCUGGCUAAUUCACGUGCGGAUCCAACGGCUGUGAUUGAGAAGCUAAAAGAGAUAAUGAAAAGUCUUGGCUGCUGAAAAAAGGAAUCUCCGGUGACCCGUGAGUUCGAACCUUAGUGGUCACGGGAUGUUUUUGUAUUAUUAUUUUCUCUUGAUUUUUAGGUGGGUUAAUGAUGUCAAGUGUUGUAGAUUUGCGUUUACUCUUUGUACCAGACAUGCUUUUUGACCCGUGUGUUCGAGCCUUAGCAACCACGGGAUAAUUAUUAUACAGUCUUACUUUUCUUUUAGA
Brassica rapa (field mustard) is the source of this 2042-nucleotide messenger RNA. Its product is annotated as beta-1,2-xylosyltransferase. Gene Ontology annotation, molecular function: glycosyltransferase activity. The record is from RefSeq and is a predicted model, not a curated record. NCBI's taxonomy places the organism in Eukaryota, Viridiplantae, Streptophyta, Magnoliopsida, Brassicales, Brassicaceae.